Vespula vulgaris is the source of this 4448-nucleotide messenger RNA. RefSeq names its product peptidyl-alpha-hydroxyglycine alpha-amidating lyase 1-like. Bases 415 to 2166 code for a protein of 583 amino acids. Lineage: Eukaryota; Metazoa; Arthropoda; Insecta; Hymenoptera; Vespidae. Gene Ontology annotation, cellular component: membrane; extracellular region. Gene Ontology annotation, biological process: peptide metabolic process. Gene Ontology annotation, molecular function: catalytic activity; protein binding. The record is from RefSeq and is a predicted model, not a curated record. The transcript is spliced from 6 exons.
AGGGUCGCUCGGAACGUAUGGUGUGCCUACACUGACGCUACUUCUCAAUAGGAAUGUGCUGUUUUAUUCUUGACACGUCGACAUCUCUGCACCGAACAUUUAAAAAUUAUUAAAUAAAUAUAAUGACUUUGAACUCGUGUGUCAGUGAAAAUAUAUGCUCUUGCAAGUGAAUUGCAAUGUUGUAUAAGAUCUCGUGAUAAAAAUCAUACGUCGUCUUAUAUAGCAGACGUUAUCUCAAGUUUCAGUGCAAGUUUGACAUGCUCCUCUAUGUCCAAGUAUCACAGAUAUGAUUUUUUUAAAUAAUUUUCUAGAAUCUUAUAAUUGAACAGUGUGCUUCACGAGCAAUGUGCUAAAUGAGAUUUAACGGGAAUAAAUUAACUGUCCAUCAAAAACUAAUGACAAUUUUUUCUAAGAAUGAAGCUUAUUCAACAUGACAUUGCACGCUAUUUAUAUAUUUUAUUUAUUAUCUCUGCUAUUGCCAAAACGUUUGCCCAAGAUUUGCCAAACGUUCAGGAGAAAACGAUUCACUUGCCAGAAACAAAAUUUAAUUUUAACGAAUAUUCCGAAUAUCCAGAUAAUACGGACAAAGUCGUAGGACCUCUGGCACCGCAAUGGAAUCAAAUACUUUCUUCCAAUCGUAAUUUACAGAUACAAAAUGUUAAUAGUAUCGAUAGUGAAAGUUCAUCUCAAUCUUUAGAAGCAUUAGAUCCAAAUAUAAAAUGGGAUUCUCAAUGGGCAUCUGAUUUGAAAUUAAAACAAAUAUCUGCAGUGUCAUUGGAUCCUAAUGGAAAUGUAGCGUUAUUCCAUAGAGGAGAACGAACUUGGGACCAAGAUACGUUUAACAAUAAAAAUAAAUUUGAUCCUAAUAAAGGCCCGAUAAAAGAAAAUACGAUCUUCCUUAUGGAUAAGACUGGGAAAGAAUUAUUACAAUGGGGUAAAAAUAUGUUUUACUUACCUCAUGGAUUGACGAUAGAUUUCAAUGGAAAUUAUUGGAUUACGGAUGUUGCCUUACAUCAAGUAUUGAAAUUCGAUGCUAGCGAUAUAGAGACACACUGGGAAGAUCUAAAAAGAGAACAAUAUGAUACAAAAUUAGUACAGGUUGACACUUAUGAUCGAAAUGCCUUAUUCAAACACAGUAUUAUAAAACCAUCUCUGGUUCUUGGAGAGGCCUUUGAACCUGGUAACGAUAAAACACGAUUUUGUAAGCCAACAGCAGUUGCUGUACAGUUAAAUGGAGAUUUCUUUGUUAGCGAUGGUUAUUGUAAUUCUAGAAUUAUUAAAUUUAACAAAAAAGGUGAACAAAUUUUAGUAUGGGGUCGUCAUUGGGGAGAAAGAGAAUUUAUGUACCAACAACCACCACCACAUAAUGCAUUCUUUGUACCGCAUGCAUUAGCUUUAGCAAAUGACCUAAAUUAUAUUUUUGUCGCUGAUAGAGAAAACGGUAGAGUUUCCUGCUUUUUUGCUAGUAAUGGCACAUUCCAUAAAGAGUACGCACAUCCUAGCAUUGGUACAAAGAUAUACAGCGUAGCAUAUGCACAAGAACGUAUUUAUUUGAUCAAUGGACCCGAUUUAUUUGAGAACAACGUGCAUAUACGUGGUUUUAUCGUAGAUAUCAAUUCUGGAAAUGUAUUAUCACAAUUUGCACCUACAGAAAAAUUAAGUAGACCACACGAUAUAGCUGUAAGCAAAGAUGGAUCAGAGAUUUACAUCGUAGACUUAGAUACAUCCAAGAUAUAUAAGUUUUUACAAAAAUCAACCAGUGCUACCGAAAUAGAAAAUUCUACGUAUUCAUCGAGUCAUCAUCAAACCGCACCAUUAACGGAUAUUAAUUCCGAAGAAACAUCCGAUUCAAAAACUACGAUGGCAACUUUAAUAUUCUCUCUUGUUACAACUACUCUUAUUUUUAUCGCAGUAUGCGUGAUUACUGCUGCUGUUAUAGUGAAGUGUCAAAAAAGAGGAUGUUUGUUAAUGAUGCGUAAAAAAAUGCAUUGGCAAGCAGAAAGAAGAGAAAAUUUUAAGCUUUCAAACUUACUUGAAAAACGAAGAGGCAAGGGAUUCAAAUUUUUCGAGAAACGGCCGAACAAACGAGACUUCAGUAAAUUAAACACCGAACCGGAAACUUCCGACGACGAGCGUCCUGAGAAUAAUAUAAACAUGAUGAUAUAAAUACUUCACGUUUAUCGAAUAAUAAGCAAGAAGAACAAUUUUCCUCGUAAAGUUACGUAUAUAAGAAAAUUGUUAAAAGAAAAGAAAAGAAAAGAAAAAAAAAGAAAAGGUAGACGUUCUUUGUAAAACGAUCGAACGUAACAAUAUCGACCGUUGGAAUAUUCGAACGAUCUACCAUUAUUUAAACAAAUUAAUCGAAAAUUUCCAAAUCUUAAAAUGAAUUGAAUUCCACGUAACGUCUAUAAUUUCUUAAUAAUGUCAAUACGUAUUAAUUAUGACGAUCGUUAGAUAAUCGACAAAUUAAUAUUUUUGAAGAAAGAAAAAAACAAAGAACUUACCUCGUCCGCGAAUCGUCAGGAAAAGAACGUGCUCGGUAAAGGUGGCGAUCGCAACGUCGCAAUUUUCCGUUACGAACGAGAAAGCGAAUCGAUAUAUCGAUAUAUUACUCAUACAGUUAAACAUUAUAUUACACGUAAAAGAUUUAUAGAACGAAAUCGAUUUGAACGUUUCGACGGUUAGUCAAUUGGUUAACCGCGUUACCGAACGGACGAUAGUUGCGUGUAUCGAACUUAAUUCGAAACUAAAGGAUAAAACUAAAAUUAAUAACAGACAUAUUUUACAAAUAAUUUAAUCGAUAAUGUGCAGUAACAAUGUGCUAAUAAUUGGAAAUUGUUGAACGGUACAAUGUGAAGUUAAGAUUGAUGGGUUAUGAUGAUAAGCUUCGAUCCCAGGUACGUUUUUUUCGACAUAUUUUUUUCUUCUUCUUUCUUUUUUCAUUUUUUUUCUUUCGUUAGUACGUUCCUUGAAAGGACUUUUUUAUAGACGGAAAAGAAAAAUGUUGAAUCGAUAUAAUUUAAGACGUGAUAUUUGAAGAUAGUCAAUAUUAUUUACAUAGGAAAUGUAUUAAGAUAUUAUGCAGAUGAUAUUUGAGAUAUCGAUGUCGUUAGGAUUUGUUAUAGAAAAGAAUAUGGCCAUUUUUUUAUUUCAUGACUAUAUAUACAUUUAUAUAUUAUGUAUAUAUAUGUAUAUAUGUAUGUGUAUAUAUAUGUAUAUGUAUAUGUAUAUAUAUGUAUAUAUAUGUGUAUAUGUAUGUAUAUAUAUAUAUAUAUAUAUAUAUAUAUAUAUAUAUCAAUAUUCCAAAAAAAUCAAUUAUUCGUAUCAAUGCAAUGAUCAUUGCAAAAUAUUUAAAGAAAGUGACCGUUAGAACGAAGCCAUUUUAUUUUUUUAUUCUCUUAUUAUACGAUCCUUUAAUAUAUGUUAAUAUCAUUGUCGAAUAUAACAAUUUUCACAUACGUAAAUCUUCUCAAGAAUUAAUUUAAUCGAUCGUAAAACGUUUAUUAUAGACAGAGAUACAUAUGUAUUUAUUGAAGAAAAAAAAGAAAAAAAGAGAAAAAAAAGAAAUAAUUCCAUCGUUCUUUUAAAAGCGUAACGACUUUUCGUUCGAGUCGACGAAAAUGAUCGAGUCGAUAAAACAGUAAAUUGUAAAUACGGUAGAUAACUAAUUAUCGACGUAAUAACUGUGGAUAAAAACGUUUAAAGCGAAACAUUUUAAAACGUGUUAAGAUCGUGUAAACGCGAUGGCGUUUCAAACGUAUUUCCUAAUACCCAAAUGGUAACGCUUGAAUUCCGAAUAUAUCGAAAAGAAAAAAAGAAAAUAAUAAUCUUAAAAGUAUAUAUUUUCACGACACUUUUUUCAAAUUGUUAUUCUCAAUCGUUUAAGAUAUUACCCUGUAAAACGUUUCACUAUUUUUAUCAAUACUCCGACGAGUCCGACUGUCGUAUUCGACGAUUUUACGAAAUAUUAUCGAUAAACUUAUUGGAUUCUUUUAUCCAAAGACAAAAUAUUUGAAAAAAAAAAAUGCAAAUAAUAUUUGCGAUCGUUGAUUGAAAGAUUUAAAAAAGAAAAAAGAAAAAAAAAUGAAAAGAAGCUAUGUCACACACAGAGAUACACAAUGGUAUAUUAUACAGUAUUAUACAGUGACAUAUCGUAUUUAAUGAUGCCAACGACGAUAAUAAUUGUUGAAUUCUCUAUUGUCGUUUUUGAUGACUGCUUGUUUAAGUGUAGCUAAUACACAGACACACACACACACACACACACACACACGAAAAUGUCGAUAUAAGUAAUUGGCUUUUCAAACUAUCAGCUACUUACUAAAUGAUGACUGCAUUAUAAGGGUUAACCGCGCUUCCAUAACUUCUUCAUAAUUGUUCCUCAUGAUCUAUCAAUAUAAUCAAUUUAACUAUUAUAAAAAAAGAAAAUAAAAAAAUAGAAGAAAAAAGAA